Messenger RNA from Hyla sarda, 9895 nucleotides. RefSeq names its product crystallin beta-gamma domain containing 3 (gene CRYBG3). The transcript is spliced from 22 exons. Bases 141 to 8606 code for a protein of 2821 amino acids. The record is from RefSeq and is a predicted model, not a curated record. Lineage: Eukaryota; Metazoa; Chordata; Amphibia; Anura; Hylidae. Gene Ontology annotation, molecular function: structural constituent of eye lens. Gene Ontology annotation, biological process: lens development in camera-type eye; visual perception.
CUUCACUUCUGGGACCUUCUACAAGCUGCCAACUUUAGUCUGCAAACUUUGACAGUAACCCCCCACCAGGAGUGACAGCUCAGUCCCUAUGUCACCUCUUAAAGUCAGGACUUUGGGAAGUCCUUGUUGAUCUCCAGGACAUGAGCACUCGCAAGAGAACAGGCACCUGGCAGGACGAAGUAGCUAGGGGCUUCUCCAGACUCUUUUCCAGGACAUCAUCCCAGGAGAAGGAGGAGGAAGGGGCCAAAGACCAAGCUGAGGAGCAGGACAGGAGUGACAGGAGCUUGUCCAGGCUUUUCUUCAGGAGUUCAUCCCAGGAAAAGAAGGAUGGAAGUGACAGGACAGAACAUGGAGAGGAGCAGGAGAGAAGUCACAGCCCCUCCAGGCUCUUCUUCAGGAAGAUAACCCAGGAGAGCAAGGGGAGCAGUGACCAUGCCUCCUCCUCCAAGGGCAAUAGAGAGGAGCAGGACAGGUCCAGGGGCUUCUCCAGACUCUUCAGCAGGACCUCCUCUCAGGAGGAGGAAGGGGACAGCUCCAGGGGUGCAACUGAGGACCACAACAGACAUGAAGACAAUCACAGUAAUCUCACAUCAGACAACCAUGAAGAGCUUAUAUCCACUGAACCUGAACAGGUUACACUGGAACCCAAUUUCGUACCUAUACUACAUAACAUUUCAGAACCUGGGGAGGAAAAGGAUGAAGAAUUGACUCAUAAUUCCAAAGUACUUGACAGUGAGAAACAAUCCAGGGAGAACUUUUUUCAUUUUUUAGGGAGCCUUUUUCAUUUCUCGCCAAAGUCGCCUCUGGGAAAUUCCAAACCGGGUGCUGAUGUCAAAGAGCCUUGCAAGGAACCUGAAGAAGCACAAGUUAAAAAUAACCUGGAUAAAGAGGACAUAAGUCAGGAAUCGAGGCUAGAUGAUCACAGUGGAAUCGAAGAGGCUUCAGAGCAAAGCACAACAUGGCAUGAGCAAGAAAACCCUGGGGUCAGUGGAGAUGAAACCCCCAAAGAUGAAGCCCCCGACACUCUAAUACUAAAUGGACAUGCCCAGGAUGCCCCCUCAAUAACAUAUGGCACCUACCGAGGAUCUAGGAGGAUUAGAAAGCUUCUGAAGAGACGUCCCGAUGUAAAUUCCCCAAUUCUAGAAAAAGAAGAGACCCCCGAAACCUCUUCUGUUGGAGAUGCUACUACAGAAAGUUGUCUGAUGUUACAUCAGAGCGUACAAAUGGAACUAGUCCCAGGUCAAAAUUACCAGGAUGAAAUUCCUUCUUCAAAGAUUAAUAUAAAUAUAGAAUCAAAACAUGAACCCCCUUACCAAAAUCCAAAACUGUAUAAUGAUGACAAUUUAACCCAAAAAGCAGAGGACUUAAAACUUUCAAGUGAUCCAGAAAUAGAAGUUAAAGACAGUCUAAUAGGCUCAAAUAUUGUAGAUGUUGAUAUUGAGAAGAGCUCAGAAAUAGUAGAGGGACAACAACCAAACAUUGAUAAAUUUGUAAUAGAGGUCCCACAACUAAAUUUUAAAGAAUCCUCAGAAAGUUUACUGCCAAACACUAGAGAAAGCAUAGAGGAAUUACAACAUAUUGUUGGAGAAAGCUUAAAUAUAAAUUUUUCAUGUCAUAGCCAAAAUUCGAAGAACUUAGAGCCAAAUAAUAAUGAACGGGCUACAGAUGCUGAACCAAAGACAGUGGACAUUUUAGAUUCUGUUACACAUGUGCAACCAAAUACCAAUGAGGUCUCAAAGCAGCCAGAAGAUCUUCAGCCAAAUUAUAAAGAGAGUAUAAGCUUUCCAGAAAUUCUGCAAGCAAGUAUUGAUUACGAUUCAAAGAGUGAUACGGACCUAUGUCCAGAGGUAGAGGGAAACGUCAACAUAUUACCUAAUACAGAAGAAAAUAUAGAGCAUGUGAAUGCAAAUACUGCCAUUUCAAGUUUUAAAACAUAUGAGACCUUUUCGGCAAUGGAUGGAAAUUUACAGUCCGAAGCCAAAGAUGCAUUAAUGAGAACAAAAGAAUUAGAAGAAAGUUCUAAAGAAAAAAAAAACUUUCCAGUUGAUUUGGGCAUUUGUGUAACUGUCAACACGCAAAGUGCAUUACAACAGUCUGAUCCAAAGGUAGUUCUGGUUUCAGAGGAAAAUAGUCAGCAAGCAGUUGAAGUCAAUUCUCAUUUUGAAGAGAAACCACUCAAAGAUUUUUGUGACAGUUCACACAUAGCUACACACAAUAAUACAGACAAGUCAAGUGACAAAAACUAUGAAGACUUUGCCUCACCAACUUCUGAUUGUUUGCAAGCUUCUGUAGAAAGAAAGUCUAACAUUAUAGAUUUCCAGUCAAAUGCACUGUUGGUCUCAAGCAAUACAGUAGAUGUAGUAGCUAGUAGAAUGGAUAAAUUAAUAAUGGAGGAACAACUACAAUUUCAGGGAGAGGAAGACUCAAAACUACCAAACCGAGAGAUCAACUGUACAUCUGUUGGUAAAAUUCUGUCAGAAUCAAAAGACACUCCAGAUUUACAUUUAACACCGAGUGAGACUUUUGGAACAUCUAAAGAUCUGCAACAAGAAAAUGGUCUACAAAAUGGUAAGGUAUUUCUACAGACUGAGCCUCAGCCAAAUAUUAAAGAAAUGUCCAAUAUAUUUUCAGGAAAACAAUUAGAAUCAGAAGAUGUCCCAAAUGUAGAUCUACAGCUCAAUGACACUUUUAGAAAUUCUGAAGAUCUGAAACAAGCUGAACAUAUAGAACAUCCACAGACCAAUGCAGAAAGUAAUCUACAAAAUUAUGAACAAUUAGAUAAGACUGAGCAACAGCCAAAUAGUAUUAAAGUAUUCUUCCAAUCAAAUGAUUUGAGCAAUUCAUUUUUAGAAAAAACCCUGUCAGAGUCAAAAGGCAUCCCGCAUUUAGAUUUGCACCUUAGUGCGACAUCCAUGACUUCUAAAGAUCUGAAAGAAAUUGUUAAUAUAGAACAUUUACAGGCAAAUGCUAAAAUUCCGGAAAAUAAUCUACAAAAUAAUGAAGAUUUGCCAAAGACUGAGCAACAGCCAAAUAUCAAAAUGUCCUCCCAGUUAAAAGAUACAUAUUUAGUAAAAACUCCAUUAGAGUCAAAAGACAUCUCCGAUUUAGAUUUGCAGAGUGGGAUGUCCAGAACUUCUAAAGAUCUGAAACAAAUUGUUAAUAUAGAACAUUUACAGACAAAUGGCGAGACUAUUCCAGACCUUUAUCCACAGAAAGAUGGAAAAUUGCUGCAGUCCACUUCUGAAGUAACUUUCCAGUUAACGGAAAGUUCUAGUGAAUCAUCAGAUGGUAUAGUAGCAGAAGUGGAAGAAACAUCAGAGGUCAAUUUGUGUCUCGAUCCAAAUUCCGAGAUUAGUAUUCCCAAAAUUAGCAGUGACGCUUUGGUCCACAAAGUAUACAAAUCUCUGAGUGGUGAGGGGUUACCAGAGAGUAGCCAUAGGAAGGGUUUGGACAAUGAGAAUAAUGCUCAUGUUGACAAACCUGAUGGAGCAAAGGAGGAACAAAACAUAAAAUCUGCAAUUUUUUAUGAUACUCUUGAUAACAUGACUGUUCCACAAAGCUGUGUGAAUGAUAUUUCAUCCUUUCGUGAUCACGGAGCAGUAACAUCCAGGAAUAUUUCUUUUGAUAAUGGCAUCGAGUGUCGCUCUCCGUCUCCGCCAACAAUGUCAGACUCUUCAUCAUACGCCGACUGCAGUGAUGUUCAGUUUGAUAGUCCAAAUGAUUCGGGCAUUGUGUCAUUACAAGCUUAUACACCAGAUGAACACUUCCUAUUUAAGACUCUUCCCUCUGAAAUACUCAUUAAAAAUACUCCUGAAACACUUGAAGUUGACCAAAAAAGUGAAGAAGCUUCAGUGCAAAAACUUGAUAUUAGUGUCAAUGUACCAAAUGUACCAGUACUGCAAAAUAAAGAACCAGUAAUAAACAUGCAUAAUGUUUCUGAAGAAGAGCCCAAAUCUCUUGCAGAUGGAUGUGCACCUAACUUAGCCAGUAAUGUCUCAAGUAACAUUUUGACUCCAGAUAAGCAGAUCAACUUGAAAUCAGAUGUUUGCUUAGCUAAGGUGUCUUUGAAAACCGUAAACAUUGAAGAAGUCAAAAUAUCACCCUAUGUUUUGUGUUCUGACAUCAUAUCUGUGGCUAAACUUGAAAGCCCAACUUUUACUAAAGAAGUUAUUUGUAUACCAAAUGUGUCACCUACCCCAACAGACAUAGAAAAUAUAUUUCAGGUUUUCCAUUCUGUUGAAAAUGAUAAGGACUUUGUUACAAACAGACAGAUACCCAAUGAUAAGGGGGGAUAUCUUGCUAUAAAUAAUUGUGAAAAACAUCUGGAAAAUUGUUAUUUGGAAACUGAUGGAUUGCCUUUAUUGAAAAAGGACAAAAUUGUAGAUUCCGAUAAUAAUGACAAUAGCGACAGUAUUUCACAAAAUAGAUGUAUUGAAAAUCAAUCCCUAAAAAUAACAAAUAAAUCACCAGAUGUGUUAAAACAAAAUUUAAAAAAUAACAAUAUGAAUGUCAGCACAAGUGACAUCAUAAAUACUACCCUCCAGGUACAUAAAUCUGAAAAAUUGGCAAAUGAGACCUUGAUGUCUAGUGAGUCAUUGAAGGAACUUGGUGGAUCACUUUCAGAAUUAAAUCCAGAUUUACUGCUACAUUCAUCAUUACUUCAUGAUGUUACCGACACAAAAGAAAUAAUCUCUUCAGGUUCUACAACAGAAAAAAUGAUCCCAGCAAACAAACAACAUUUGGAGUCAUCUGACGAAUUGUUUGAACAAAAAGCCAAUGAGAUUAUACUCAGCGUGUUGCAUUCUGCCAUUGAUGAACUUCAUCAUAUCAAUAUAAUGUCCAUUAAUAACAACACCCUAACAGAUAUAAAACACAUAAAGGAGAAUCUAAGUGAGAACCAGAGAAAUCUAGAAGACCGUCCUGCAAAAGUACUAGUUGAGUGCCAAGGGAAACCUUCUGACCGUAUAGUCAUUGGAGACACAGAUCUCAUUAUGUCCAUGGCAGUGGGAAUAGUAAAUGAAGUUCUAUCUUCUUCUAAACAGCUUGUGGUUUCUAGUAUCAUUCCAGAUGCCUUAAGUAAAGACAUUACCACAAAUAAAGAUACUAAGCAAAAACCACCAAGGGAUUUUAAUGAUUUAUCUUUGGAUAAUCAGAGUGAUAAAGCUGAGGAUGCAACAAACUCGAACCAUCUUCUUUCUCCACCGAACUAUGACAACGUAGUCCAUCUUCCUUCUUUUGAAAUUAAUUCUAAUGUUCUUCACGUAGAAACUGGAGCAGCUCAAAAUGGUGAAUCUUUACAGUUAAUGGAACCUAAGUCUUUAACUGAGAAAGGUUCAUUAGUCACUGAAGAGGUUUGUGAAAAUGGUACGGAUAGGACUAUAGAAAACAGUGUUUUAACAAAGACAGAAAAUGAAGAACCUCUCAACUUUUCUAGAGACUCAGUUAAAGCAGAUACAGACAACUUAAUGAAUGAAAAUUAUAACAAUAAAGAUGUUGCUCUGGAUGACAUGUAUUGUGCCAGACAAAUGGAAUCUAUAUCUUUCGGGACUGAGGGAUCGAUGGAAGACUUCAUUUAUAAUCACAUACGUGAAGAAACCAGCAACACUUCAGAGUUCUCAGACUUACUACAGUUUUCAGUGUAUAAUAGCCGCUAUGUUGAAAUAAGUGAAAGUGAUGAUGAGUCAACAGAUGAGGAAAAGGAUAAUAGCAGUGAACAAGCCUCCGGCAAUGAUUCAUUUCUCUCGGUGCAGUCAAGACGUGUCAGGAUUUAUCCUUUUUCUCUGUCACCAAUAUAUGAAGAUGAUAGUGCUUGUGAGGACACCUUGUCCAACAGCAGUUCACCAAGAUUUAAUGAGGGAGCAAUGUCAAGUAACAGUGGUCAUGACCACACGUCCAUCUUAUCUCUGUUGCAGUCUGUGUCCGAUCGCUUGAAAGAGUCUGACUUGGCGGAGACAUCCCACAAAGAAAGAUUUUUAACUCUUAAUAAUGAAGUAUACAUUGGCAAUGACAAGGUUAAUAAUGAGGGAUCAGGGGAACCCGAAGACACCAUCUCCCCUUCAAAGACAAGCCUUGAUGGACCUUCAACUCUUGAAGAAGAAAAAGCCUCUUUAGGGAAAAGGUCUGGAUUAUUCAUAACAAAAUCAUUAGCAGACAAGCCCAAUCCAAUUGCAGGACGCCAUUCCUUUCUUCUAAAUUUGACAUCACACUCUAACAUCUAUGGAGCGAAACCCAAUGUAGAAAGCAAUCCUGUCCCAUCUGUUAUGAGUGAAACAUUUGUGUCACCGAUACCCAGAUCCAAUCCAGAUCUAAGCCCGGAUGUUUCUCCAAGUAUGGCUGCCAUGAAUUUACUUUCUCCAGAACCUGUCCUGCCCAUUCAAAGGUCUACUCUAGAGGACAAGCCACGUAUGUCUUCUAAUAGUGUUUUCUAUCAGUAUUUUAAUUCUGCUCGAAACUAUGUAUCCGAUGCAGAGGAUAAGGAAAGCCCUCAUGAAAAACUGGAAGAAUCAAAGAAAACAGCAGAACUUGAUAUGGAUCUAGCUGAUUUGGACCCUUUGAAGUUCAACCCAAGGCCAGGAAAGGUGAUCCUUACUGACAUAAUAGAUCUGGAGAACAAGAUUGAGCUUAAGGCUGACAUUUUGGAUGCCACAUCUUGGUCGUUUCCUAAUGGAGUAAACAUUCGGGUCAUCAGAGGAUGCUGGAUUCUAUAUGAAAACCCACAUUUCGAAGGUCAAGCACAUGUCCUUGAAGAAGGGGAAGCUGUGUUACGGCACCUUUGGGACCUUCCAGGAGCCGAUGCUAAGCUGGAGAAAAUCACCAUAGGCUCAGUGAAGAGAGUAGUGAAGGAUUAUCUUCCGGAGGUUGUUAUAUCCUCCCUGCAGGAUGUGUCUGACUCUCCUAUAUACAUACGUACAGAAGUGCCCUCAUUGGAAAAUUUAGUUGGCAAACACCCCCGUUCCAUUGCAGUUAAUUCAGGAGUAUGGCUGGCAUACACAGAACUUCAAUAUAGUGGAACAGUCACCGUGUUGGAAGAAGGCUGCGAGCUGCCCCUCAUUCAGGACAGUGGCUUAAAAUCUAUGCGGCCCUUAAAAAUGGGAGGAUUAAAAGUACAGCUGCCCAGUGAUCCGAAGAUAAUUCUAUACGAGAAACCGCACUUCCAGGGGUGGUCAGGAGAGAUUACAGAGCACGUCAGCAGCCUGCGGACCCUCGCCUGUGAUGGGGAUAACAGCGGGGGUCGUGAUAUUGGCUCCAUACAAGUCACUGGUGGAAUAUGGGUUGGGUAUGAAAAUGAGAGAUAUAAAGGACAUCAGUAUCUCCUAGAAGAGGGGGAUUAUGAAGACUGGCAUGCUUGGGGUGGAUAUAACAAUAUCUUUCAGUCAAUACGAUAUCUCCAGGCGGACUUUUUAGAAUCAUCUGUCACCUUGUACGAAACCGAGGACGAAGAUGGCAAACAACUAAAUCUUUUCAAUCAAGCAAUUCCUGAUCUGGAACUGGUGGGAUACAGCCAAAGAAUGCAGGGUAUCCAUGUGAAAAAGGGAGUGUGGGUGGCGUACCAGCAGAAGCAUUUCUGUGGAGAACAAUAUAUACUGGAAAAAGGCAGAUACAAAACAUAUCUAGACUGGGGAGGCAGCAACAAUACAAUCUUGUCUAUUAGACCAGUUCUUCUGGAACCACUCGGACGGAAUGACAUGAAACAUUUGAUUAAAGCUUAUACAAGUGCCGAAUUCCAGGGAGAGACUAUGGAUUUCACACAGGGCGUAUCCGACUUUACAUCCUUUUUGCCCAUGUCUUUCAAGGUCUUAAGAGGAUGCUGGCUGCUGUGCUACAAAGCUGACACUUGUGACAAUCUGUGUGUGUUAGAAGAGGGGCUUUUUCCAGACUUGGCUUCAUGUGGAUGCCCUACAGCUGAGAUCAAAUACAUCAAGCCAAUAGAUUAUGUCUUUGCCGAACCUUCAAUAAGUCUCUUUGCCCUGGACUCGUGUGAAGGAAGACAAUUGCACUUUGAAGAGGCUGUAACCUCAAUCCUUAACAAGGACCUUCACUUUUAUGUCCAAUCUGUAUGGGUCAGGGGAGGACUAUGGAUUGCAUUUGAAGGCGCCAAUUUUCUCGGAAGACAAAUGCUACUGGAUCCUCAGCAAAUUCUUAACUGGUCACAGUUCAGUGGGUGGAAAGCUAUUGGGUCCUUACGUCCUCUCAAACAGCCUUCAGUAUAUUUUAUGGUUAGGAACAGGGACAACGAUAAGUACCUGACCGUCAGCGGGAAACUAGCAGAUUCAAGAGCAACAUUUGUCACUAUAUCGCCAAGGAACGGGCAGAACACACAGAUCUGGUACUUCUGCAGAGGAUUCCUAAAGUCCAAGGCAAAUGAUUUAUGUUUGGAUGUCAUCGGAGGCAAAAAUAUCCCAGGGUCAAAGGUGUCAUUGUGGGCAGAACAUGGAAAAACACGACAGAAGUGGAAGGUCAAUAAGGACGGGACGAUUUCUUCACAUAUAAGUGAUGACCUCGUUCUUGAUCUCAGAGGUGGAAAUUACUACGAUCAUAACUAUACAGUGGUCAACAAGUUCCAAGAAAAUGUUCUGACGCAGAAAUGGGACAUUGAGAUACUAUGACACUUCCAAGAAAAAAAAACGCUCAAAAUGGCGUCUGUGCAUCCUUCCAGUCCUGCUGUGGAAUAUGGAAACUACUGAAGUCAUGUCACUGGAUUGCUGCUCUGCACAUAUGCCUGGCCGGUGGCCAAGAAAGCAUGGCUCAUGUUCUUCAGAAGAUUGGUUUUCCAUCUGCUCCGAGCCCCUCUGAGCUUGGUGGCACCAGGAAAAAACUGAAAACAGACUUUGGUCUUGUGCCAUCGAAUGGGGAACAUAUGAACACUUGUGUCUGGAAAAUGUUUCCAUUACCUCUGUCACUCUGGACUGAACUAUCUCCAAGUUUAUAUACAGGACUGUACCGUCCCCUGUUCCUGAACUUUGUUUAUAAGCUACAUCUAGGCACAUUCAUAACUGGAGUCUAUGGAGUCUAGUCUUCACUCCAUACUUGGUAUCUCUUAACUGGCUAUAGCACAAGCACUUGACAAGAUUGGUCGAGUUUAUGGCAUCUUAAGGUGUGGAAAUACAUAACAUUUCUAGCAAACCUACCUGCACAAAAAAGCAGGUUUAUAAAUUAGGGUAGGCAAUUUUGACCGCAGCAUUGGUCAGGUGACCAAAAAUUGCUUUGUCGUACCGUAUAGCAUUAAUGCAUUUCUUGUGACUGUCAGGUGAAAGACGCUUGUGGUUUAUAAGAGGACCCUGUUCAGUUACCUUAGCCCCAACACAAGUGCGAUUACUGGUUGCAUGACCCCGGUUGCGGCAAGAAUUGCUGCGUAGCGCCAGCCUUAGUUGACAGCACAAGCACUGCUAUAUCUGUACAUUUCUCUGGGUAUGUAAAUACACUCUAGGUCUGUUGCACAGUAUAUGAUAUAUAAUCUACAUUUAAGUAUGGCGUAGACAUGCAAGAUAAAUGGCACAUGAAGUGAUCUAUACGUCACACCUCCCUAGAAAUUGGGAAUUUGAGGGGAGAUUCAUCAAAACCUGUGCAGAGAAAAAUUCAAAUUUUUUGCUGGGAGUUGUAGUCUUGCAACAGCUGGAGGCACCCUGGUUGGAAAACACUAUUGAUUAUCUUAUCUAUCUGGUUUAAUAGAAGAUUCUGUUGUAGUUGUAGAUUAGGGAUCGACCGAUUAUCGGUUUGGCCGAUACAAUCGGAUGAUAUUCACGAUUUUGGACGUUAUCGGUAUCGGCAAUUACCGAAAUAUUGGUAUAAAUUAUCAGCUAUCGGCCCGAAAGGCCACAGAUUAUCGGUAUCGGCCGAUCCCUACUUUAGAUUAUUAUCUCUAGCUGGUUUAAUAGAAGAUUCUUACAGAGUAGUG